CAAUCCCAACUGAACAUCACCAAACCUCUGCAGAUUGGCUCCGUUCUACAUUCGACGACCCACCAUGGAUUCUUUUCCCAAGUCUUUGAAUCCACACAAACGUCUCAAAGAAGAAUUCGUCAGCAAUCUGACUGGAUCUUCCAUGCUCGAAAUCGCCGUCAUCACCACACUAAUCCCUCUUGUGUUCCUGGUGCGGCGAUUAAUGGGUUUCAUGCGACCUGCUGAUGUUGUGACAUCGAAGAAGAAUGAUGAUGCACAAGUCGGUGCUAACAGUUGGCAGGCUUACAUGGCUGCACUGGCUGUGGAUUUUCUAUUCAUUAUGGUUCCCUUCGUCUUAUUUUUCACUGUUUUAGCAGAAUGGAUGUAUAUUUGGGCAACGUUGCUGAUAUUGAUAGUUGUAUUCAGCGUGGCAGCCAGAAGUUGCGGCACCUUUUCUACUUUGAAAGAAGAACCAGAAUCUGUUAGGAAACUCAUAACAUCACAUAGGGUUGCAACGAUGAUGCUGACAUGCAUAUGCAUCUUGGCCGUUGACUUCACAAUUUUUCCUAGAAGAUAUGCUAAGACUGAGACUUAUGGUACUAGCUGGAUGGAUCUUGGGGUUGGCUCAUUUGUUGUGAUAAACUCAUUUGUGUCUCGGCAAGCACGAAAUCUAUCAUGGGCGAAAUGGAAGGCUGCAAUAAAAUCUACUACUCCAUUAAUCAUCCUUGGGUUUGCUCGUACUUACUCUACUGCUGGCCUAGACUAUCAGGUUCAUGCAGCUGAAUAUGGAGUACACUGGAAUUUCUUUUUCACAAUGGCUGCCAUAUCAUUUCUUACAUCCAUAAUCAAUGUGCCCGCACAAUAUUCUGGAAUUCUCGGUGCACUAAUUCUAGUAGGUUACGAGGGUUGGUUGGUGCAGGGGUUGAACAUGUAUCUGCUGUCUAAUGAAAGGGGAAGUGAUAUAAUUAGCCAAAAUAAGGAGGGAUUGUUUAGCAUAUUUGGAUAUUGGAGCAUGUACCUUUUUGGUGUCCAGGUGGGGAAUUUUCUGUUUUUCAGUAACCAUUCCUCUGCGACAACGAGUAGCAAGAAAUGGACAAGGAAUAGAGCCGCAAUACUAUCACUUCUGUUUUGGCUAGUAACUUUGGUUGCAGAUAACUAUGUCGAGCGAGUUUCCCGUAGAUCGUGCAACCUUCCAUAUGUUACACUGGUAUUGGCUGUAAAUCUACAGGGUCUGGCAAUAGGUCUGGUCUCUGAUGAUCUCCCUGCAACCAAAACAUCAACAAUUGAAGAAGCAUAUAACCGCAAUUUGCUAGCGAUAUUUCUUCUGGCAAAUUUGCUUACAGGUCUGGUAAACUUUUUGGUGGAUACCCUGUUUGCAUCUUCAGUCAAAGCACUUUCUGUAAUGAUUGCCUACGCAUUCAUGUUAACUUUCAUUCCUGGAUUGCUAGACUUUUGCGGCAUCCGAUUUAAAUUUUGGUAGGGCAGCUUGUAGUUAUUAAUCAAUUUUGUCAAGGACGCACAUAAUGAAAUCGUAAAGAAUUUCUACACCAUGAACGUAAUUCCACCUUUGUUAGCAUUGUGUUUCCUGAC
This is a messenger RNA of Argentina anserina (silverweed cinquefoil), 1569 nucleotides long. RefSeq lists its product as uncharacterized. NCBI's taxonomy places the organism in Eukaryota, Viridiplantae, Streptophyta, Magnoliopsida, Rosales, Rosaceae. Gene Ontology annotation, cellular component: membrane; endoplasmic reticulum. The transcript is spliced from 16 exons. Gene Ontology annotation, biological process: protein localization to plasma membrane; GPI anchor biosynthetic process. Gene Ontology annotation, molecular function: glucosaminyl-phosphatidylinositol O-acyltransferase activity. Bases 65 to 1459 code for a protein of 464 amino acids. The record is from RefSeq and is a predicted model, not a curated record.